Messenger RNA from Bufo gargarizans (Asiatic toad), 2109 nucleotides. RefSeq names its product oocyte zinc finger protein XlCOF22-like. The transcript has 3 exons. Bases 408 to 1343 code for a protein of 311 amino acids. Lineage: Eukaryota; Metazoa; Chordata; Amphibia; Anura; Bufonidae. The record is from RefSeq and is a predicted model, not a curated record.
GUCCUCUUCCUCUACAGGAUGAGAGAUGUCCUAGUUCUCUUCUACUACAGGAUGGUUCAGAAAAACAUCAAAGCAUUCCAUAUGAUGAUCAGAAAGAUGGAAAUAAGCUUUUAAAUCUGGGUAAAGAUCUGACCAAUAUUAAGGCUAAAGAUACGUAUGUGAGGAGUGAUAAGCAGAUCAUAGAGGACAUUCCCACAGAUAACCACCCAGCCUUUCACAGCAAAGAGCUAUCAUCUGAUCCUUUGGAUGGAUUUCAAUCAUCUGAUUCAUCACAGACUGUUAAGCAAAAUAAAAGCCACAGAAGAAGUGUUCAUCAUCAAAGAAGUCAUACAGGGGAGAAUGCUCUUUUAUGCUCAGAAUGUGGGAAAUGUUAUAAAUAUAAAUCAUAUCUUGUUAGACAUCAGAGAAUGCACACAGGGGAGAAGACCAUUUCAUGUUCAGAAUGUGGGAAAUGUACAUCUAAAUCAGAUCUUAUUAGUCAUGAGAGAACUCACACAGGGGAGAAGCCCUUUUCAUGUUCAGAAUGUGAAAAAAAUUUUAACUGUAAAUCACAUCUUGUUAGACAUCAGAGAAUUCACACAGGAGAGAAGCCAUUUUCAUGUUCAGAAUGUGAAAAAAAUUUUAACUGUAAAUCACAUCUUGUUAGACAUCAGAGAAUUCACACAGGAGAGAAGCCAUUUUCAUGUUCAGAAUGUGAGAAAUGUUUUCAGCGUAAAUCACUUCUUCUUAUCCAUCAGAGAAUUCACACAGGGGCGAAGCAAUUUUCCUGUUUAGAAUGUGGGAAAUGUUUUACUGAUAAAGCACAUCUACUUAUCCAUCAGAGAAUUCACACAGGGGAGAAGCCGUUUUCUUGUUUAGAAUGUGGUAAAAGUUUUACUGAUAAAUCUACUCUUGUUAAACAUCAGAUAAGUCACACAGGGGAGAAGCCAUUUUCUUGUUUAGAAUGUGGGAAAUAUUUUACUCGUAAAUCAACUCUUGUAAAACAUCUGAGAAUUCACACAGGGGAGAAGCCAUUUUCUUGUUUAGAAUGUGGGAAAUGUUUUACUCGUAAAUCAAUUCUUGUUAUGCAUCAGAGAAUUCACACAGGGGAGAAGGCAUUUUCAUGUUCAGAAUGUGGGAAAUGUUUUCAGCAAAAAUCACUUCUUCUUUCCCAUCAGAGAACUCACACAGGGGAGAAGCCAUUUUCUUGUUUAGAAUGUGGGAAAUGUUUUACUCGUAAAUCAAUUCUUGUUAUGCAUCAGAGAAUUCACACAGGGGCAAAGCCAUUUUCCUGUUUAGAAUGUGGGAAAUCUUUUUCACAAAAAUCACGUCUUACUAUACAUCAGAGAAUUCACACAGAGUAAAAGCCAUUUUCUUGUUUACAAUGUGGGAAAUCUUACACCACACAAAUCUUGUCUUGUUAUACAUGAGAGAAGUCACACAGGGGAGAAGCCAUUUUCUUGUUUACAAUGUGGGAAAUCUUUCAUACAGAAAUCAAAUCUUGUUAAAUAUGAGAGAAUUCACACUGAAAAGACGUGAUUUUAAUGUUCAUAAUGUGAUCACUAGAGAUGAGCGAAAUUUUGAAAAAUUCUUUAGCUUGGUCAAAAUUCAACAAGAAAUUUGAUUUGUUCCAAACUAAUUUGUCACAAAUCACUAUGCUAAAACCCAAUUCAGCGUAUCAAUCAAUGAGACCAUUUUUAAUGGCCCCUUAGACCGAAGUGCACCCAUCUAAGAGCCAUUAAAAACGGUAAUAUGCUAGUGCAAUAUGGCCUUCUGGGUUAAAAAAAAAAUAAAUAAAAAUCACUCACCUCAUUCAUUUGCUCACACAGGGUCUAUCCGCUCCUCUCUGGAUUGAAAAAGACCUGCUGAAGGAUCUGCACUUAGCAUGAUGACUUCACCACGUGAUUAUGCUGGGAGAGCUUGGUGACAUCAUCACAUUGAGCGCAGGUCCUUCGACAGGACUUUUUUAGUCAAGAGAGGAGCGGACUGCCUCUGCGCGAGCAAGUGGGUUAGAAAAAAUAUUUCGUAAUCAUGAAGCUCAAGGAAAUUUGGCUUCAUUUAACUGCCUCUGGACCGCCUAACGCAGAUGUGCGGUCCGGAGGCGGCAGCCCUGCGCAGAGUCACGCAUCU